Molecule: messenger RNA, 1312 nt
Organism: Sebastes umbrosus (honeycomb rockfish)
Lineage: Eukaryota; Metazoa; Chordata; Actinopteri; Perciformes; Sebastidae
Gene: prr13
Product: proline rich 13
Exons: 4
Coding region: 153-752 (199 amino acids)
Source: RefSeq, a predicted model, not a curated record
CGCGUUUCUUAGCCUCCUUUAAUAGUCCUUGAGCUCAACGCGGAAGUCAGACAGAAGAAAUCCUGAUAAACUGAAGUGCACCAGAGGAAAGUUACUAAAGGAUUUUCUGUGAGACCUGAAGUGUUUGACUUGUCAGGUCAAAAACCACAACCAUGUGGCCAAAUCAAGGUCCUCCCCAUCCAGUGGGCCCACCAAACCCAGCCUUCCCUCCUGGCUACAACCCUGCAUAUCCUGUUGCACCUUCAUCAGGAUUCUUCCCCCAACCUGCACAUCCAGCGUACCCAGCUGGGCAAUACCCAGCAGGGCAAUACCCGGCUGGGCAAUACCCGGCUGGCGUGAACCCAGCCAUGGUACCAAAUGUACCUCCAGGGGGAAUGCCUUACAGACCCCCAGGAUCUAAUCUUUAUCCUAUGGCUCCAGGUGGAUAUCCAGUAGUACCUCCUGGAGGUGUUCACCCAGGUCCGUACCCGCACUCUCCAAAAGGGGGUCAUAAAGGUCAUAAAGACCAUAAAGGUCAUAAAGACCAUAAAGGCCACAAAGGUCACCACAAAGAUCAUCAUCAUCAUGGAGGGUUAAAUCCCAUGGCUGGGGCAUGCGCCGGAGGCUUGGCUGGAAUGGGAAUGGGGUUGGUCGGACAUACAGGCCACAAAAAGAUGAAGAAGAUGAAGAAGAUGAAGAAAGCGCAUAAGGGCAAACACGGCAAGUCCUCCAGCAGCAGUAGCAGCAGCAGCAGCAGCAGCAGUGACGAAUAAGGCCACCACUAUUACUAAAAGGGCAACCUGACUAUUAACAAUAAACACACUAAAGUCCUACUUAGCACUUUUAACAGGAUGUGAAAAUGCAGAGGUUUAUCUUAACUUACAUGGGCUAUUUAUACUACAAAAUGCAUGCAUAAGCUCUUGAUGUCAACAUUCCUACAGCUUUUGGCUGUAUUUUCAUUCCAUCACAUCUUGAAUCUCUUUUUUGGCUUGUGGUGUUUAUGCCAAAUGUUCCACUACAAAUACACGAGUGUAAAAACAUAUUGAAAUCAUUUGAAGAGGGACUGCAGCAAUGUUUUAUCGAGAAAAUCUAUUAUUGUGGUUUAGUAAAAAAACAAUAUGUAUAUAUGUUUUUUUUUCUUUUCUUUUCUUGAAAAAUUAGCCUAGAGAUGGAGAAUGAUAUUGAUAUUGAGUGUCUUAUAUUUGCCUAUUUGUUUUCCUAAUUGUAAUAUGUUCACUUUUACACAUAAUUGCAGAAAAAUGUUUCUCUGCAUUGCUUUGUAUCUGCACUAAUUGCAAUGAUAUAUAAAGGGUUGAAAAGAGAGAUACUGUAA